CGGAGUUUUACCUUUAAAAAGGCGGUGGAUUGGGUUUGAACGGCAUCAGUUCCAUUUCCAACCAACUCCUGACAUGAAGUCUAAUCUUUCUCUGCUCCUAGCUGCCUUGGUUUGCUUCACGGCAAUCCAGGCGGCGCCUCAUUCUCUAAGAAUUCUGAAUAAGCGUCAAGCAACGACUCCUGUAAAAUCUGAACCAACUGCACCUGCCAAAGUCGAAGUCCCCGCUCCGAAAACUGCGGAAAAGGCCGUUGUUCCCGCUGUUGUUCUUCCUGCCGUCAUCCAGGUGAAUCCCGUUCCAGCAGCCCCAGUUGUUGCUCCCGCCGCUGUCGUUCCAGUGGCAGCCCCAGCCGUCGCAGUUGUGACUCCUGCUGUUGCUGCCCCGGUUGUUGCUCCAGCAGCGACUCCAGUCGCUGUUGUUGCUGCAGCUGCCCCAUCCGCUGCUCCUGCCGUAGUCUCUACUCCCGUUGAUCCUGAGGCCGAACCAGUGGAAGUAGCUGAAGUCGAACCAGUUGAAGAAGCCGAGCCGGUAGAAGCCGAGCCGGUAGAAGCCGAGCCGGUUGAGGCUGAACCAGUGGAAGCAGAGCCGGUUGAAGCGGAAGCAGCUGAAGCCGAACCCGCAGGAGAAGCUGAAGCCAAGGCAAAUGCCGCAAGGAGAAAGCGUCAAGCCGCCACCCCUGCCGUCGCUGCUACCCCAGCUGCCGCUACUCCAGUUGCUGCUGCCGCUCCGGUUGUUGCCGCUGUGAAUCCAUUCGAGUCACCCAAGGACACCCUGGAAGUGACUCAGGCUAAAGCCGCUCAUUUUGCCGCUCACGCUCAAGCCAAAGCCGCUCAAUUGGCCGCAGUUGCACCAGCCGCUGCUCCAGUUGCCGCUCCUGUCGCCGUUCCAGCCGUUGUGGCCGGGGAGGAAGUCGAGCCCGUAGAACAGGAACCCAUUGAAGAAGUCGAACCAGUCGAGGCAGCAGAACAGGCCGAAGCCGCUGAACUGGCUGAAGCCGCUGAAGCCGAACCCGCAGCAGAAGCUGAAGCUAAGACACAAGCUGCAAGGAGAAAGCGUCAAGCCACCACCACCGCUGCUGUCGCCACCCCUGCCGUCGCUGCUACCCCAGUAGUUGCUGAUGCCCCCGUCGCUGCUACCCCAGUUGCUGCUACUCCAGUUGCCGCAGUGAAUACCUUUGAGCCACCCAAGGACACCCUGGAAGUGACUCAGGCUAAAGCCGCUCAUUUCGCCGCUCACGCUCAAGCCAAAGCAGCUCAAUUGGCCGCAGUUGCUCCGGCCGCUGCUCCAGUUGCCGCUCCUGCCGCUGCUCCAGCCGUUGUGGCCGGGGAGGAAGUCGAACCCGUGGAACAGGAACCCAUUGAAGAAGUCGAACCAGCCGAGGCAGCAGAACAGGCCGAAGUGGAAGCCGCCGAACCGGCAGAGGCAGCCGAAGCUGCUGAAGCUGAAGCCGCUGAAGCCGCCGAAGUUGAGGCCGCAGAAGCCGGUGGUGCCGCUAGACGGAAGCGUAGCCCCAUGAUGUUCUAAUAAGUGUUGACCCGAGUUUGAUAUUUCCCCAAUCUGUUUAGACUUAUGGCACAUAAUUAGUCGCCAGGCAAAAUGUUAAUUGAAGGAACUUUUAUUUUUCAAUUUUUUUGUUUUUCGAACGAAGGUGAAUCAGUUUCCACUGGGGAAUGU
Daphnia pulex (common water flea) is the source of this 1672-nucleotide messenger RNA. RefSeq names its product calphotin-like. NCBI's taxonomy places the organism in Eukaryota, Metazoa, Arthropoda, Branchiopoda, Diplostraca, Daphniidae. The record is from RefSeq and is a predicted model, not a curated record. The coding region runs from base 74 to 1522 and encodes 482 amino acids. The transcript has 3 exons.